Messenger RNA from Candidula unifasciata, 552 nucleotides. The record is from the annotation of a GenBank genome assembly. Lineage: Eukaryota; Metazoa; Mollusca; Gastropoda; Stylommatophora; Geomitridae.
AUGACUUCACUGUUGAUGUUGUUUUGUGUAAUUUUUGCCGUUUGUUGUUGCGAUGAGACGACUGACUAUUUGAUGGACGAAUCUACGGGAUACUCGUAUGAUCCCAAAAAGGCACUUGUUUCUUGCUCAUUUUUGCCAUUAGAAUUUUUGAACUGCAGUGACCCUGAAGAUCUGAAGGGCAAUGUCACUAAAAGAAAUGAACAGGGCUUUGGGUGCACAAAGUGGGGUGGUGAAAAAUAUGAAGAUGUACAGAAAACGAGUGUGUGGUGCACUGCUUUACCUGGCAUUGAAUGCUACGGCAACAGGACUUUUCUCAGAGAUGGAUUCCCUUGUAUAAUGUACAAUGGCCAUUACUUUGUGACAACUUUAAUUUAUUCAGUGUUACUGGGGUUUCUGGGAAUGGAUAGAUUCUGCCUGGGUCAUACAGGCACAGCAGUUGGUAAACUUCUAACUCUGGGAGGUGUUGGCAUAUGGUGGAUUAUUGAUGUUGUGUUAUUAGUCACUGGAGAGCUUAAGCCUGCGGAUAAAAGCAACUGGGUUCCGUACUUCUAG